GGCAAGGUGGACGGACGCCGAGGCGCUGGAGGUGCUUCCGACUCUCCUUGACGAUGAGUCUGUUCGUUUUUUUCGCUCUAUAAAAGCUGCGAAGAAGAAAACAUUGCGUGGAGUGUUCGACGAAAUGGCGGACGCGUACGAGCCACCGGAUGACGCCCAUCGCCGCUUCGUGCAGCGGCAACGCGCACCGGAGGAGUCGCCUGUAGCGUACAGGGGCGCCGUGCUGGAACUCGCGAUGGCCGCUUACCCGGAGACGGAGCCUGACCUGCUGGAACCUCUCAUCUUGGGGAAGAUGUUGGAGUUAUCCCGGGAUCUGGGCAUUCCUAUGCCGGCGUGCGGUCACGAGAAACUCACGUCCCGGACCGCGGCCAAGUGUUUGGACGCCCAGUUCAAUCUCCGCCGCUGGAAACAAGUCACGGCGUGGACGGGCGGUCCUGUCGUCGAUGGGGGGGCCGUAGGGUGGGACCCUACAAAGGCCGUGUACGUGCCGGAUGCGACCGGCCCAAAGGAGCUGUCGGCCGCCUCCACUCCGUGGCCGGCUCGAAGCGGGCCGGGGCUGCGGGCUCCGCCGCCGGCGCGGCCACGUCGGGACGGGGUGCCUGCUGCGCGCCGACCCGACGUCGACUGUUUCCGCUGCGGCCGUCGGGGCCACUAUGCCAGGGACUGCUGGGCCCGGGUUCCGGGGCCGCCCCAGCAGGAGGCCUCGAUCGCGGACGUCCCAAAGAAAGACCCUCCGGCACAGACAAUCCGGCCGUGACAGCGCAGGGAGGAGGACCUUCCGCUUGUGGGACGCCGACCGGAGCCGCAGAACCCACGGGACCUGCAGCUCUUCCUAUCCCUCCGCGGACGCGAGUACGGGAUGUUUCUGGACGCGAGCGGGACAGUGGCGGGCCUCCAAUGGCGACGGAAGAACUUGCGCCCGUCGCCCCUAAAACCCUUCCACGUUCCCGCUCGGCGGGUGGGCCGCCGACCGUCCGGGACGGCCCGGCUACCCGUACUCGCUCGAAAUCCCUCACGUUUCGUUAGAUUGUGUUGUGUUGUGUUAUUGUUAUAAUGUUCUUCAAUGCUUCGUGUCUUUUUGCGUGUUGGCCCUUUACACCCGCAUUGCUUUUCAGGUUGCAAUUCAGCCGAGGUCGGCUGGAUUUUCUUUAGGGGGGAGGGUGAUGUAAUGCGGUUGUAAACGGCCCUUCUGAGGCGCCGUCAGGGGGGGAGGAGUUAGGUCACGUGGGGGGCAGAGGGGUUGAGUAUAGAAGGAGGGGAACCGGAAGAGCAAGGGGAGUGACGGGGAACCAGGAACAGAGGAAGGCCACGAAGGGCGAAGCGGGGUGUGGCGAGAUCGCCACGAACACGGGGGGAGCGAGGAUCGGCACCGUUGGCCAGCGGUGACCGACCCGAAGCAGCGAGGAGGCUGCAGUCAGCAGCGGGGCUGCACAGAGAGGGUGGGCAGCGGGUCUGCAUACAGUGACAGCCAGAGGGUCUGCACAUAGGGGUAGCAGCGGGAGUCUG
This is a messenger RNA of Lethenteron reissneri (Far Eastern brook lamprey), 1506 nucleotides long. RefSeq lists its product as uncharacterized. Gene Ontology annotation, molecular function: zinc ion binding; nucleic acid binding. The record is from RefSeq and is a predicted model, not a curated record. NCBI's taxonomy places the organism in Eukaryota, Metazoa, Chordata, Hyperoartia, Petromyzontiformes, Petromyzontidae.